Molecule: messenger RNA, 2376 nt
Organism: Siniperca chuatsi (mandarin fish)
Lineage: Eukaryota; Metazoa; Chordata; Actinopteri; Centrarchiformes; Sinipercidae
Product: adenylate kinase 7-like
Exons: 18
Coding region: 122-2221 (699 amino acids)
Biological process (GO): nucleobase-containing compound metabolic process
Cellular component (GO): cytoplasm
Molecular function (GO): ATP binding; AMP kinase activity
Source: RefSeq, a predicted model, not a curated record
AGUCCAUAGCAACGGACUACAAGUACACAGCGCAACAGUUAAAGUUAUUCUCACAAAUUUAGAGUACUAGUUAGAGUUUUAACACAUUUCUUUUAGUAGUAAAGUUAGUCAUUACUACAAAAUGGGGGACAAAAAGCAACAAACUCGUCCCAAACGUAUUUUUAUUAACGACGUCGACAGGUAUUCUUCCAAACACAUCGCCAAGUUUUUAUCGACAUGCGUGGCCGGAGAGGCCUCGGAGGAAGCCGAAGCAGGUGAGACUUUGGCCUCCCCUCGAGGUGAACCUGCUUUCCAAGUAGUGGGAACUGUGUCUCCUUCCACCAGACACGAAAAAGAAAGCUUUCUACUUGAACAGUAUGCGUCACCAGCUCGAGAUCAGCUUCUUGAGCGCCUGCUGAAGUGUGAUGUAGUGGUGUACAACAUCUCAGAAAGUACUACACAACAGCAGGUUGAAGAAGCAACAUGGGCAAUCACAGCCCUUCAUGCUGAGAUGGAGAACUUCAAGUCUCGGAAGAUUUUUAUCUUAGUCUCCACUGUGAUGACAUGGGCCAUGACCAAGCCACAGAAUCCGGAUGAAGUAGAUGUUCUGAUAACAGAGGAGGAGUUCAGAAGAAAAAGGCCGCAUCCCAAUUUCAGAAACCACAAUAAUCUGGAGAAACUUGUGCUCAAACUGGGUAAAGGUAAAAAGUCCAAACUUACCGGCUAUGUUGUAGCUAGUGGUCUUCAGUACGGAAAGGGAGAGAACCUCUUUCACUACUUUUUCAAGGUGUCUUGGUUGAUGCAGUUUCCAAAUGUUCCUCUCUUUGGACAGGGCACAAAUUACAUCCCCAUGAUUCACGUAUACGACCUUGGAGGCGUGAUCCAAAACAUCAUUGAACUCAAGCCAAAGUCAAAGUCCAUUCUUGCUGUCGAUGACUCCAAGAACACCUUAGAGGAUAUUGUGAAGAUGGUAAGUGAUACACUUGGGCCAGGAAAAGUUAACAAAGUCGCAGAGCAGGAAGCCAUCGCCAUGAAGGCUUUUAAGCCAGAGGAAUUGCAGUACCUUAGUAUCAACCUCCGCCUGGAAGCUUUUAUCAUAAAAGACUCCUUCAGUCUCCGCUGGACGUCUGACGCUGGGAUGGUUGAAAACAUGGAGAGCAUUGUGGAAGAAUACAAAGACACCAGGCAGCUACUUCCAAUCAGAAUCUGCCUGGUUGGACCUCCAGCUGUGGGUAAAACCACCAUUGCAGAGAAGCUCUGCAGUCAUUACCAAAUACACCACAUCAAGAUCAAAGAGGUCAUUGAGGAAAAGAUCACACAACUGAAGGCAAUAAUGAAUGAAACUGACACUGAAUAUGUCAGUGAAGAGGUAGCAGCUGCUGCACAGAAACAACUGGAACAUUUAAACAAAAGCAUGGAAAUGAAUGCAGGUCGACUGGCUGACCAUCUAGUUUUUGACAUUUUGCAAGAAAAGCUGAAUUCAAAGCCAUGUAGGAACCAAGGAUUUGUUCUUGAUGGCUUCCUUAAGACGUAUGAGCAAGCAAAGCUGAUUUUCUCUGAUGAGGACACAGAGAACCUGGAUUUGUUGUCCAAAGCACCUGUGUACAACAAGAAGAUCACUCCAGAGCACGUUUUUGCCCUAAAUGCGACAGAUGAUUUUCUGACAAAGAGAGCACAGGGACUUCCACAGAGUGUGGCAGAGAAAAUGCGCUACACCCAGGAGGAAUUUGUACCUCGCCUGACGAGAUACAGACAACUCAGUACUGCUGAGGAAACCCUGCUGGACUUCUUUGAUGAGCUUGAGAUUCACCCAGAACAUAUCGAGGUCACUACAAGUGAUUCAGAGUACACAGAUGUUAUGAAGAAGAUCACUGAGAUGGUGGGGAUUCCCAAGAACUAUGGCCUGAGUCCAGAGGAGGAGGAAGAGGAGGACAGAAAGAAAGAAGAAGAGAGGAAGCAGAAAGUGGCUGCAGAGGCCGCUGAGAAGAAACGUAGGAAUGAAGCUGCGCUGGCGGAGAUGGCUGCUCAGUAUGAGGAGUGGCAGAAGAAUUUGUCCGAGGUGAAGAGACAGGAGCGCGAGCUGCUCGAAGCUCACUGUAUUCCUCUGAGGAACUACCUGAUGAAGUAUGUGAUGCCCUCGCUCACUGAGGCCAUGUUAGAGUGCAGCAAGAUCAAACCAGAGGACCCAGUCGACUUUCUGGCUGAACAUCUACUACGGAACAACCAACAAGAAUCAGUCUAAUGAUGAAAUGAUCCAAUACAUGUUAGAAAUUUCCAGCAUUUGAUGCUGUGUUUAUUCUACAGUAAUUAACAUAAUCAAAAGAUGAUUGUACCGAGCAUUGUAAGAGUGCUACAUCAGUGUUACAGGCUCAUAAUAAAUAUGAAGGAAUUUGAUUA